AAUCUCACAGCCCUCGAAGGCACCACCCGCGCCGCCGCCACCGCUCCGAAAUUACAGCCAUCGUAGUGCGGCGGCUAGGUCGGCCGGCGUUUGGAGGAGCUCCGAAGAUGUGGUGCCAGUCGUGCAAGGAAGGGUACGACGAGGAGGACGCCGGGACCUGCAAGGAGUGCUACGAGGAGGCCAGCGAGACGGAGGAGGAGCUCAAGCGGGAGAUCGACGACCUCCGCUCCCGCCUCCUCUUCCUCCGCCUCCCCUCCCCUACCCUCGACGCCGCAUCCGCCCCCAACUGCGACCUCCUCCUCCACGCCAUCCCCUCCACCGGCGCGGGAGGCGAACGCGAUGCUGGGCGCACCCCCGACACACCCGCCGUGCCCGCCCAUCGCGUCAUCCUUGCCAGCAGAUCUCCUGUUUUCAGAGCGAUGCUUGAGAAUGAGAUGGAAGAGAGUAGGAGUGGCGUCAUCAAGAUCUAUGAUGUGUCUUAUGACAUCCUUCGUGCUUUUGUCCAUUACAUGUACACUGCAGAAGCUCUUCUAGACGAACAGAUGGCAUCUGACCUCUUGGUGUUGGCUGAGAAGUACGAAGUAAAGCACCUGAAGGCAUACUGUGAGAAGUUCAUAGCAUCCAAAGUGAAUGACGACAAUGCUAUUACCCACUACGCCUUCGCGCACCGUCACAGCGCAAAGCAGCUGCUGGAGGCCUCGCUUUCUGUGCUCAUGGCCAACAUGUCUACGCUAUCGGAUCGUGAAGAAUACAAGGAGCUUGUGGAGAAGGACCCAAGGCUUGUUGUGGAGAUUUAUGAAGCAUAUCUCAACCGGCAAGUCAACACUGCAGCUGGGAAGGACACAAAUUGUAGCAACAGGAAGUGAUAAUUACGAACAGAACUCGUGCAGUAGCAAUAUUCUAACUAUGCAUUUAUGCAUUCAUGUAAGCAAGUUAAGAACAUCAUAUUCUCAUGCUGUCUUGAUUUAACUGCUAAUUUUUUUGAUGAUAAAUCAAUUAGACGUGUUGGUG
Zea mays is the source of this 1011-nucleotide messenger RNA. RefSeq lists its product as uncharacterized. Bases 108 to 866 code for a protein of 252 amino acids. Lineage: Eukaryota; Viridiplantae; Streptophyta; Magnoliopsida; Poales; Poaceae. Gene Ontology annotation, molecular function: protein binding. The record is from RefSeq and is marked provisional. The transcript has 2 exons.